Pistacia vera is the source of this 3264-nucleotide messenger RNA. RefSeq names its product F-box/LRR-repeat protein 15. Gene Ontology annotation, molecular function: protein binding. The record is from RefSeq and is a predicted model, not a curated record. The transcript has 16 exons. The coding region runs from base 375 to 3152 and encodes 925 amino acids. Lineage: Eukaryota; Viridiplantae; Streptophyta; Magnoliopsida; Sapindales; Anacardiaceae.
CUCAGUUUAUAUCACCAUUACUGCCGAUCUCUAUUUUUUCGAAGCUCUCACCAAAUUUUCUUUUCUCUUUUAAACAGAAAACACAGCCUCAAAACAAAAUUCCCCUACAAGAUCCGACCAGAUCUAAACCCUUUGUCUCUCGCUGUACCUGUAAAUGUUUUUGUAUAUAUUCCUCGAUUCAUCUGUGUCAAUUAACCUAAACAUUUCCCCCAAUUCUAGCGCUUAAAAUUAGGGUUCCGCCGAUACUUCCAUAAUCCCUCCAAUUUUCCCCCAAAUUAGAGGUUUUUCUUCCGUUGAACAAAUGUAUCAGAUCAUGAGCUAGGUUUUUGUUCCUCAAAUUCGCAUCUUUUUUCUUUUAUAGACUUUUCAAGUGCAUGAAGAUUUGGUGCUGCUUAUGCUUCACCGAGGACGACGAAGACGAAGAUAAGAAGAGAAUGGCGCUAAUCGACGACGACUCGGAUGGUAGUAUCGGAAGUGACGAAGAUGUGCAGAUGCAGUUUGGGCUUGCACUGGAGAUGUUUGAGGAACCGCUACAGAGGCCGUUCCCCGACUUGAUCACUGUGUUGCGUGAGUCUGAUGACAUGGGGCCACCGGUUAGGAGGGCUCCCAGGUGGCGCUCGUUGAUUCGCGAGCCUAGGCGGUAUGAGGGCGAGAGUAGUAGUAGUGGCGUAGGCGUCGGCGAUGGGGGCUCGGGUCUUGCAAACGACGAUUUACAUCAUAAGCGUGCCAAAGUGUUUUCUACUUCUCCUCCGUGUCAUUAUGGAACAGCAAUGCUUUCUGACCCUGGGGGUCCUAGUUCAUUGCGAGACAAAAGUUGUAACAUUAGGAUGGGGUCUUUGGUUUCUCCCGCUAAUGAAAUCUUGUACCACAAUUAUAUUUGGAAUAAUACCGGUGAUGAGAGUCCCUUUGACCCUACCGGUGGAACAGGUGAUGGAAAAGAGAAUGGUACCUCAAAAACGGAAGAUUUUGAAGUCCGGAUGGAUCUUACGGAUGACUUAUUGCAUAUGGUCUUUUCUUUCUUGGACUAUGCUGAUCUUUGUCGUGCUGCUAUUGUUUGUCGGCAGUGGAGAGCAGCUAGUGCUCAUGAAGAUUUUUGGAGAUGUUUGAAUUUUGAAAAUAGGAAGAUAUCUAUUGAGCAAUUUGAGGAUGUGUGUCGGCGAUAUCCAAAUGCUACAGAAGUGAAUUUAUAUGGUGUACCUGCUAUGCACUUGCUUGUCAUGAAAGCGGUAUUAUUGAGAAACCUUGAAGCCUUAACUUUGGGGCGAUAUCAAGUGGGGGACACUUUUUUCCAUGCAUUAGCAGAUUGUAGUAAGUUGAAGAGAUUAAAUGUCUAUGAUGCUACUCUUGGUAAUGGUAUUCAGGAGAUACCAAUAAACCAUGAUCAAUUGCGUCAUCUUGAACUAACGAAGUGCCGAAUGAUGCGUGUAUCCAUCAGGUGCCCACAACUUGUGCAUUUGUCCUUGAAACGGAGUAACAUGGCACAGGCGGUGCUUAAUUGUCCCCUUUUGAGUCUCCUUGAUAUAGUUGCUUGCCACAAGCUUUCUGAUGCAGCCAUUCGUUUGGCGGCCACUUCAUGCCCUCAAUUAGAAUCAUUAGAUAUGUCAAAUUGUACAUGUGUGAGUGAUGAAACACUCCGUGAAAUAGCCCUCCAUUGUGCUAAUCUUCAUAUUCUCAAUUCAUCGUACUGCCCAAAUAUAUCGCUUGAGUCUGUCAGGCUCCCCAUGUUAACAGUUCUUAAGCUUCACAGCUGUGAGGGUAUCACAUCAGCUUCAAUGGCUGCGAUAUCUUAUAGUAAUAUGUUGGAGGUUCUGGAGCUUGAUAAUUGCAACCUUUUGACUGCUGUUUCUUUGGAUCUUCCUCGUUUGCAGAAUAUAAGACUAGUACAUUGUCGCAAAUUUGUUGAAUUGAAUUUGCGAACUAUCAUGCUAUCAUCUAUAAAUGUGUCAAAUUGUGCUGCUCUCAACCGCAUUAAUGUUAUGUCAAACUCUCUUCAAAAAUUAUCAUUGCAAAAGCAGGAGAACUUGACAACAUUGGCAUUGAAGUGCCAGAGUCUGCAAGAAGUAGACCUUACAGAUUGUGAAUCGUUAACAAAUUCUAUUUGUGAAGUGUUCAGUGAUGGUGGUGGUUGCCCCAUGUUGAAGUCUUUAGUUCUUGAUAAUUGUGAGGGCUUGACAGCAGUGCAGUUCUGUGGUACAUCUUUAGUCAGUCUCUCUCUUGUUGGUUGCCGUGCUAUCACAUCUCUUGAACUAAAAUGCCCCAAUCUUGAGAAAGUCUGCUUAGACGGUUGUGAUCAUCUUGAAAGAGCAUCUUUUUGUCCAGUUGCUCUCCGAUCACUCAAUCUGGGUAUAUGCCCCAAGUUGAACUCACUUGUUAUUGAAGCGUCAAGUAUGGUGGUGCUCGAGUUGAAAGGAUGUGGUGUAUUGUCAGAAGCGUCCAUUAACUGUCCUCUUUUAACAUCUCUUGAUGCUUCUUUUUGCAGUCAACUUAAGGAUGAUUGCCUGUCUGCAACUACUACUUCAUGCCCACUGAUUGAAUCAUUAAUACUUAUGUCAUGCCCAUCUAUUGGUUCCGAUGGACUUUACUCAUUGCAAUCACUUUCAAAUUUGACUAUGCUUGAUUUAUCAUACACUUUCUUGACGAAUUUGCAGCCGGUUUUUGAGUCUUGUUCACAACUGAAGGUGUUAAAAUUACAAGCAUGCAAGUAUCUCACUGACACAUCAUUGGAGCCUCUUUACAAGAAAGCUUCACUCCCAUCUCUUCAGGAAUUGGACUUGUCUUAUGGGACCCUUGGCCAGUCAGCUAUUGAGGAGCUUCUUGCAUACUGUACACACCUCACUCAUGUUAGCUUGAAUGGUUGUGUAAAUAUGCAUGACCUGAAUUGGGGUUCUAGUGGUGGUCAUUCUCUGGAACCAACUGUAUAUGGCUCAUACGGGAUAUUUUCUCAAGAGAAUGUCCAUGAAUCAAUGGAGCAUCCUGAUCGUUUGCUGCAAAACCUCAACUGUGUAGGUUGUCCAAAUAUUAGGAAAGUUCUCAUUCCACCCCAGGCACGCUGUUUCCAUCUGUCAUCAUUGAACCUUUCUCUGUCUGCCAAUUUGAAGGAAGUUGAUGUUGCUUGUAUCACCUUGUGCUUUCUCAAUUUGAGCAACUGUUGAUCAUUGGAAACAUUGAAGCUUGCUUGUCCAAAAUUAACAAGCCUGUUUCUUCAGUCUUGUAACAUCAAUGAAGAAGCGGUCAAAAUUGCCAUAUUGCAAUGUAGCAUGCUUG